Molecule: messenger RNA, 3599 nt
Organism: Manduca sexta (tobacco hornworm)
Lineage: Eukaryota; Metazoa; Arthropoda; Insecta; Lepidoptera; Sphingidae
Exons: 15
Coding region: 480-2141 (553 amino acids)
Biological process (GO): protein modification by small protein removal
Molecular function (GO): peptidase activity
Source: RefSeq, a predicted model, not a curated record
ACAAUUUAUAAUAUUUUUAUUCCUUAUUAUUCAUCAUAAAAAUUAAACGAGGGCACUUUAGAGAAAUUUUCGUUUUUAUCUAUAGCGUGCCGAUAGCAAUAAUUUUACCGUCAAUAUUUACGCGGGCAUAAUAUAUAAAUCUCAAAACUACCCCCAGAAAAACAAAUCAAUUCGCGACGGAGCGGUGAACUAUUAAAUAUUUUAUGAAGAGGAUGAGUUUAGCAGUGGCGCUAGGAAGCGGUAUAGAGUGUAAGAUAUGAAUGUGUCUGUGUAUUGGGGAAAUUAUGUUGUGUGUACAAAAAUAGCCCCGAAUUCGAAAUAUAGUUAGUCGGCUAGGUGGAGAGGCGACUGACGUGCGUGCAGGUAUCCGCGCUGCACCGCUGCAUUACGCGAUUCCGCGAACGUGAACCGUGUACUGUGACCUAUAAACCGUGAAUGAAAAUCUUUACAAAUUAGAGGGUUGAAGCAAGCUCAGCAGCAUGGCAUCAGAGCAGGGCACCACCGUGCAGCUGUACAUAUAUGACCUCACACAUGGAUUUGCUUCAUUGUUGGCCCCAGCUAUUAUUGGGCGGCACGUGGAGGGCGUGUGGCACACGGCGAUAGUCGCCUACGACCGCGAGUUCUUCUAUGGCGGCGGCGGCAUCACCAGCUGUGCGCCGGGCGCGACGCAGCUGGGCGCGCCUCACAAGGUGGAGCGGCUCGGCGAGACUUUCGUGCCGUUCCAGGUGUUCGUCGACUACCUGCAGGGACUCGCCACUACCACAUACACGCCGGGCAUGUACAACCUGCUGGAGCACAACUGCAACCACUUCAGCGACGAGGUGGCGCAGUUCCUGUGCGGCGCGCGCGUGCCCAAGCACGUGCUGUCGCAGCCCGACGAGCUGCUGGACGCGCCGCAGCGCGCCGCGCUGCAGGGCCUGCUCGCCAACCUGCUGCCCGACUCCACCAACCAGAUGCUGUACACUAACGGGUCGCGGCUCGCGCGGCAGGACAGCCCCGACUACCUCACGCUCAACAACCAGAUAGACGAAGUCAGGCUGCAGUCGGCGGAGCUGGAGCAGCGCCGCUGCACGCUCGCCGAGAAGCUCGCGCGCAAGGAGCGCAAGCGCGACAAGAAGCGCAAGAAACACCUGCGCGACCACGCACCGCCACUGCCCGGGGACGAGGACAUGGCAGAAGCAGUGGAGACGGCGAGCAGCGCGCACGAGGAGCUGUCGCGAGCGGGGCCCAGCUCCGAGGCGCUGGAGCUGGAGGCCGACGAGCGCCGCCAGGAGGAGCAGCGCAAGCGCGACCGCGACCCGCCCAUCGUCUACAAGGACAUCGACGGCACAGUUGAAUUUGAGAAAUUCUCAAAAGCUCUGGAAGGUGUCGACUUGACCCCGGAGGAGCGCCAGUGCGUUGAUGAGCUGCAGCAGUACCUCGUGCACGGCGAGGGCAGCUGGGUGCUCGGCGACGACUUCCUUCUGUUUAUAGGGCGAUUAUUAAACGACGACAGCGUGAGCUGUGAGGUGCGCGUGAGUGCGCUGCGCUGCCUGGCGGCGGCGGCGCUGCGCGAGGACGUGUCGCUGGUGCUGCACCAGGACCGGCGCCACCACGCGCUGCUCACGCAUGCGCACCGCAUCGACACGCGCCCGCUCCCCGAACAACAAGCACUCGCACUCUUCAUGUGCAAUCUGUUCGAGAACAUCUCGUCAUCGGAGUGGCUGCUGUACAUCAGCGAAUGGGACUCCAACGGACAACCACUCUCCAACAUACGUGCCACCACUAAGGUGUGCGUGCACGCGACGCUGAGCGAGGACGCGGAGCUGCGCGAGGUGGGCACGGCGCUCAUGCACAACAUCGCCACCAAGGAGCGCUUCCAGGUGGGCAAGGCGCUGCGGGACCUGCUGCCGAAGAGGGCCAAAUGCAAGGUGUUCGACGAGGUGUGCGUGGAGCUGGCGAUGGCGCUGCUGCAGCUGCUGCAGUGGGCGCCGGGCGAGGAGCAGCUGCACCGCGCCGUGAAGGCCCUGGCGCGCCUCGCGCAGCACUCGCAGGAGGUGCCGCAGCUCGUGGCGCUCGUGGGGCCCGACCCCGCCGCCUUCAGAGGCACGAGUCCGCGCGUGGACGAGCAGAUAGACCUGAUCAUGCAGAAGGUGAAGUAGUCGCGCUAGGAGUAAGUACUCGCGCUGCGACGGCACGCGGCACCACCCACCACCGGCACCACCAGCACCAGCAGCACCACCAACACCGGUACCGCGUAUCACCAACCAACUAAUGCGCAAUUGUACAGCUAAAGAGAUAUGUCUGAUAACUUCACUUUAAAAGUGUUUCGACACAGUAAGUAAGUUUCUGUCUCUUAAGUUAUGCAUGUAGGUGCACCUUUAGUAGAUAACUGCAAAAGGAUUUUUGCAGAAUUUGUUUAAUUUGGAAUGUAGUUUAUCACCUAAUGUGGUGGGUCAGUGGAAACGCGACUUUUAAACCAGCCUUUGGUAGUUGUUUAUUUUUUAUCUUGUUUGUGAUAUAUAGUUACCACUUUAAUAUUAGAAAUUAUACGAUAGUUUGGUUAGAAAAUUGAAUAGGGUUUUUUUGGGGGUUGGUAUUAUAAAUUUGAGUGUUGAUGUAAUGGUUAACAGAAAUGAAAUAUUAGUUUAUAUUAGUAAAGAGAACCAUUUUAAACAUAGGUUUAGAUUGUUUUUGUACAAAGGCGUGGUCGUGUUUCCAACGCGUCGGUCGCGGGCGGCAGGUUGUACAUACCGCAUCGUGUAACGCGGCGGACGCUAGAGAGCGUGCGGGCGCGGGCGCGGCGCGACACCUCGCGCUCACCAAUACUGCGCGCGUCGUAAUGACUGUACGACUAGCAAACCUUCGGACGUGCUCAGUUUUGGGAGCCACCGAGAAGCUCAAUUGUAGAUAAUAUCUAAAAACAAUGCAUAGAGGUUAAUUUCUUGCCUCUAAGAGGCCAGCCCGUUGACCUAUGAAUUGUUGAAAUGUCCAUGUUAUUUGGAUUAGUAAGAACUGAAUACAUUCGUAUUGUAGUGUGUCAGCGCAUGCCGCCAUUCCGCUCGAGCUCCUAAUAUUUAACAUAGUCGCAGUAUAUAGUAUGUAUAUCGUGUAUGUAUAUUGUAUAAUGUAUAUUGUAUAACGUUGCUAGCACUAACACGCCGGGGACGGUGCAUUUACACUUACUGUAGCGGGGCGUGCAAUACUCCACAAAUAUAACAAUACUUAUACAUUUUAUAAUGUUAUUCUUAUUAUACAUGUUUUAGACUUUAAUAUAUAAUUUAUUGCCAAUUUCUAAGCUAUAAAUGUAAGUAAUAAAAUUUGAAUAAAUUUUGAAUCGAGCCUCCGCUUAAUGAGAUCUAUUUCGUAUAAUCGACUCGAUCGUUCAAGUCGUCAAGACAGUGCAGUAAUGUUUACAAAUUGAAUCAAAUUCAAUGCAUUGUUUGUAGACGAGCUACUUCACUGUUUUGAUGUUAUUAGUGAUUAAACUCUCCUGUUGGUAUUGUGAGGGUUCCUUGUGCAUCCCCGCGCACUAUUUGAAUCUUUGUAAACUAUUGUGAUCGUUUUCUGAACACGUGUUGUAUCUAUAACGAGUUGUAAUAAAUUAUAUCACACGCAUA